CGGUUCUAGAUUCUUCGGAAAGAACCGAAGCUGAGAGGCGGCGAGCCGCGACCUACUUCACCACUCUGGUCGCCAACGCGGGCGGCCACGUGGGGAGCACGGCGAGUACAGCACAACACCGCGUGCUGCUGCUGGGGACGGAGCACAGUUCGACUCCCGCUCACGGCCAACACCGCGUCCCGUGGUGUGUUGAAGACGUAGGAGCGGGACUCUGGGAGCAUCGCACAUGGACGACGCCGCCACCGCUCCCCCAGAUGUAGUCAUCCUGGGAGAGGUCAACAACAGCCCUGCCUCGUGGAAUCGCCGGAGCCCAGUCCUCGUUGUCUCUGACGAUUCGGACGACGGCGACAACUAUGACAUCAACGCCAUCCUUCACGCGGUGGAGGAGCUCCGGAGCGAGGACGACAAUGAUAUUGCUGCCAUGACGGCGCCAGCAUCGGCGCCCAAGGAGGUGGUGGUGGAGGGUGCGGAGGAGGCACCGGCUGGUCCCGACGAGGGCGGCGACGGUGGCGCCGUUGGCAUCGACCGCGACCAGCUAGCCACGGUCGUGGGCCAGGUGAUGGCUCUGUUCCCCGAUUGCCUAAGGUCCUACCUGGAGCAGCUCAUUCCAGAGCGAGGCUGGUGGGAUCCCAAUGUCGUGUGCAACUUCCUGCUGGAGGAACCGGGCUACCCGCGGGGCCUGGUGCAGGAGCUCGUGCUACUGCCCGAGUCGUCUGUUUUCCUCAGCGAAGAGAAGGAGGCGGAGCUGGACUACUUUGACGCGGCGUCGCUGGACAACAUGCAGGAUGCUGCCUACCAGCUGCAGGCCGUGGAGCUGCUGCGCCAUGACUUCCCCGUGCUCAUGGUGGUCGACCUGCGCACCACGCUGCGCCGCCUCAAGCACCGCUAUGCGCUCACGCGCCUGGUGUUGUCUAAGGCUGUGAAGAGCUGGCUGGACAAUGGAGGGAAGUCUCAUUCCAGCAGAGGCAAACGGGAGGUCAUUCCAGUGUCAUUUCACGAAGGCUCACUGCAGCUGGCGGUGAAUCUGCGCAUACUGGAGCGCCGUCGCCGCUCGGAGGGAUCCGCGAGCCACGUGCAGGAGCCCUUGCACCCCGAGCUGCUCAAGGAGCUCCAGUUUUUUGAGGCUAAGAUGCGCCAGCAGAACGAGCACGCAGACCUGCAGCUGGCGAUGCGCGUCAACGAGCAGCAGUACAAGGAGGAGCAGCAGGCCAUCGAGUGCGGCUGCUGCUUCGCGGCGGUGCCUUUUGAGGAGAUGACCCAGUGCCUAGACGGACAUCUCUUCUGCAAGGACUGCCUCGUCCGAUACGCACAGGAGGCCGUCUACGGGCAGGCCGGGGCCCAGCUGCAGUGCAUGGUGUCCGGCUGUGAGGAGGGCUUCCCGCAAAGCGAGCUGCAGAAGACGCUAUCCCAGAAGAUUCUGCUCAAGCUGAGCGAGCGCCAGGCCGAGCAGGACGUGAGCUCCGCACUCCGUGAUGAGCUGCUCCGGUGUCCGUUCUGUGACUUUGCGGCGAUGUUGGAACAGAACUCCAUCGUGUUCGUGUGUCCCAACCCUCGCUGCAAGAAGUCUUCUUGCAGGAAGUGCCGUGAGGACUGGAAGGAUCAUGCUGGGCUCACUUGCGAGGAGGUGGAGUCUCAGUCUCAAGUCAAGUUCCGCAUUAGCAUGGAGGAGCGCAUGUCGGCGGCGCGCAUCAGGAAGUGUCCGCGCUGCGGCACGGCGCUGCUCAAGUCUGAGGGCUGCAACAAGCUGAGCUGCCGCUGCGGGGGCACCAUGUGCAACGUGUGUCGCACGCCCAACAUCGGCUACGACCACUUCUGCCAGCAUCCGCUCAUCCCCGGGCAGCCCUGCCCACAUUGCACCGCCUGCCUGCUCUGGGUAGACCCCGAGAAGGAGGACGAUCAGCUGAUUGAGCGCAUCCAGACGGAGGCGCACGUGGUGUCCGGCGAGGCUGCAAAGCGGAUUGGGCCGCCCCUUGAUCCUGACGAGCCAAAACAGCGGCGAGUCGACAAUCAGCAGCAGCAGCCACGCCACCGACACCACCACCACUUCGGUCAUCAUCAGCACCAUCCACAGCCGCAGCAGCAGCACCGACAUCACCACCACCACUUCGGUCAUCAGCAGCACCACCAACCCUAUCACCACUUUGAACAUUAUCAGGACCAUCCACAGCCGCAGCAGCCGCAGCGGCAGCACCACCUCCCCCUGCCACACCAGCUGCCCUGGAUGGCGCAGCCCUGGAUGGCUGAGCGAGUUGCCGAUCAUCAUGCGGAGCGCAUACAGUACCUGCAGCACCAGCAGCAGCAACAACAGCAGCAGCAGCAGCUGUUGCUGCAACAGCAGCAGCAGCGGAUGUUGCUGCAGCAGCAUCUGCAGCAGCAUCUGCAGCAGCAGCAUCAGCAGCGUCAACAGCAGCUGGCCAUGAGGGAUAUGGGUGAGCACGGCCUCAUCCCAAGGCCUCCGCCAGACUACAGAGAACAACGCUGAUCAAUCGGCGGUGAUCGUCAAUUGUGAACAACGUUGAUCAAUCGGCGGUGAUCGUCAAUUGUGAACAACGUUGAUCAAAUCUGUGUCGAUCGCCGACCGAUCAUAACGACCUGUAACAUCACUUUCAUUGUCCUUGUUACUGCAUAACGACCAUGGAUGGGAACAAAGAGUCAUCACCGCCACGUCAUCGUCAUGAUCACCGCCAUCAUUACCGAGUAAUUGGCAGCAUCAUCAUUGUCUCUGUGAUUGUUUUUGAGGAAUGAUUAAUGAGAACCAGUUCUGUAAUCGGCUUCAUUAUUUAGUAGAUCUAUUGUACCUCGUUAACCCAUGAUUAUGGAAGUGUCGCCAUCGUCAUCACCAUUGAUCUUCCAUCAGUGGUGGCUAUCCACGUGGCCUGUAACCCAGCGCUGUGGAGGCAGCAGAGAGGGCUGGUGGAUCACACGGCAGACGCUGCUGUAAAACUCCCUUCCCGUGGGCGUCGAGGAGGUGCGAUACCCCUGGCUCUGCCGGGAGAAGGCAGUACAGCAAAUCUGGACUCCACCUGUGCCAUCUGUAUGGGGAUAGAGCGUUUCCCCCUCACAAGCGUGGGUUUCUCUGGGUGGUCUGGUUGCCUCGUACGUGUCUAUUAAUUGCCCGAUGGCAUGUUAAUAUAUAUAUGGAGGACUGCAGAGCCUGGGUCAUUGCUUGAGCCGGCUCAGCUACCUGGUUGCUUCCACUGCUGCUGCCUUCCCACUUGUCGGUGGUUCCUGCUAGCAUGCCGGAGAUCAUCUUUGCCACUAUCGUCAUCAUCAUCUCGAUUGUUGUUAUCAUCUCCAUCACUGUUCGUGUCAUCGCUACCACCAUCGCCAUCAUCACCGUCACCUUCGUCAUGGCCAUUAUCGUCACCAUCAUCAUCAUCACCACCAUCCUCAUCAUCACCAUCAUCAUCAUGGCCAUUAUCAUUGCCAUACAAAGCUGCCUUUACUAAUGGGUGUGUCUGCUGCAGCUCCUGUUGCUGUGUAUUUGAGUAAAGUGAAUGUGGGAGGACUGAUGCCAUAUCUACACACACCACACUCCCCACGCAACCACACUGACCAACAACCACACGAAUCGCACUAACCACCAACAACACAUUCAUACUACGCGAUAUACACCAACCACACAUCCAUACUAACCAUGUAUGUGUGUACGGUGAAAUUAUUUCGCACCGUACGUAGCCAACCGUGCUUAUUGGAGAUGCGGGGAAGGACAAAAAACUAAACACAAAAACCACACCCACGCUAUCAACACCACGAUACCACACUAACCAAACUAUCCGUACCACGCUAUACACACCACGAUGUACCAGAUCACCCACACCACUCACACUACCUGUACCACACCACUCGCAUACCUCUACAAUUCACACCGCUCACCAUACACCACACUUACCACUCCAACAUAAUUACUAUGCAAUUCACAUCACACAACAGCACACCGUUCACCCCGUAACACACCACAAUAACCACACACCACGCACCAAGAACACACGCACAUUCGUCAACUACUCGGCUACAAUUCCAAGUUCAAUUCCAGGCCAUAACUCCCAUAGCACCCCCCCACCCCUUUCCCCCACCCCCUGUGCCUCCCCUAGGUCGACUCGGCCAAAAAUUAUUAUCGACGCGUUUUGUGGAGGUGGUGUUAGGGUGUAGGGUGCUCAACAGCCCUGCGAGUGAGACAAAGACGGCCGGGCGCAUGGUACCGGUCACACCACCAACCCUCCCCUUCCACAUGCACCAGCGCCGCCGGCCUUACUAGGUGCUCGCAAACAGCCCCUGCCACGGCCUUCCCUGUGCAGGGGUGCGAGGUGUGGAUGCUUCGGGGAAGUCUGCGUGUGUGUGUGGUGUGUUUUUAUAUCUUGCACUUGGGAGACUUGUUCUUGCUGUUGUUGAAGUAGACUGAAGACUGGAGGGGCCUCGCUGUGUGGGUGUCGAGGGAGACCCUGAGGUCUGGAAGGAUCCACUUGUUCCUUGUCAUCGUUCUUGAUGUAAAUUCCAAAUAAAAUUUUUGCAUUGUUGGCAUAAGGCGGGCAUGCAGAGUGGGACUGGGCUCGCCCCGGAAGCCCACUGCGGUAAAGUGCGGUCGUGGGAAUGGCCUUCAUCCAGCAGGGAGAUUGACCAGGCUGUGAAUUAAACUAUUGAUGACUGUACUGUAUAUGAAGCAUGAGCAGACCCCCCCCCCCACCGUGUUCACAUUGCGAAGGGAAGUUCUGCCUCCCAGGGCAGUGUUCUUCACUCAUGUUCAGAGCGGGUCCACUUUCGAUGAUGGGUGGGGGAUGUUUUCACUUUUUGUGGAUUGUCGGGGGGACCGCAUUUAAGGGUGCCGCCAGUGGCCCCCUCGAGGCCUUGCAAUGAAGAAGAAUGACUUUGGGUGUCGUCAGCAAGAAUAGUUCAUCAUAAUCCGUUUUUUUGCGGGGGGGGAGGAGUAGGGGAGAGGCUUAGGCCACAGUGAUUUUGGCCAAACUUGUGUCGUGAGGCCCUUCACCGCUGGGCACCCGAACAACAGCCAAACAAACUGGCGUGGCGUGCAUUUUAACGUGUAUUACGUUUCUGCUCAACUCGCAUGGUGGGUUGGAGAGAGACUCUCUUACAGUCGAAUCGAGCAGCGAUCGGAUCACGCGACUUCUCACUUGAGCGUGCGUCAAAGCAUCCUGAGGACAAGAUCCAGGGAUUAAGAUUCAGGGCGCCGUGGUGGCAAGAUGUUGACUACCUCGCCUGAUGUACAGGAGGUCAUGGCUUUGAUCCCGACCCUGACGCCUGCUGUAUAUUUGGGAGUUUGCGUGUCUCUCUCCCCGUGGUUGUGGAUUUUUCUCCGGAUCCUCUGGGUUUCCCUCCACAUUUAGAAACAUGCGUUUCGAGUAUUUGGCUAUUGCCAUAAAUGUCCACGUGAUAAGCCACUUCGUUGAGCUGUCAUUUGAAGACUUUCCAUUUGUUGACGUGGAAAGGCGGAAUUGUGAAGGAGAGACAUCCACUGGUCCACUUGGUUCACAAGGACGUGAGUUACUGUUGUCUAUUGUAGUGUACCACGGGUUGUACUGCUGUAGUGUAGCACGGGUUGUAGUGUAGCACGGGUCCUAGUGUAGCACGGGUCCUAGUGUAGCACGGGUCCUAGUGCAGCACGGGUCCUAGUGCAGCACGGGUCCUCGUGCAGCACGGGUCCUAGUGCAGCACGGGUCCUAGAGCAGCACGGGUCGUAGUGCAGCACGGGUCCUAGUGCAGCACGGAUCCUUGUGCAGCACGGGUCCUAGUGCAGCACGGGUCCUAGUGCAGCACGGGUCCUAGUGCAGCACGGGUUCUUUUGACUAUUUUUAUUUCACCAGGUCAGACUCGCUGAGCUGCGUAGCUCUUUUUCAGAAGCGACCUGGCCAGCAUGAAUGACGGCUCCACGAAGUGGCUUAUCACGUGGACAUCUAUAGCAAUAGCCAAAUACUCUAAACGCGUCCCGGUCGCGAUUGAAGCCAUGACAUCUUGUAUACCAGGCGAGGUAGUCAACAGCUAGCCACCAUGGUUGUAGUGCAGCACGGGUUGUAGUGUGGUGUAGCACGGGCUCUACUAUUAUAAUGUAGUACGGGUUGUACUGUUAUAAUGCCGCACGGGUUGUAGUGUAGUAGUGCAAGAUCUAAUGAGACUACGCUGUUUCUGCUGCGGGAUACGAUGGCCUGUGCCCUGAAAUUCUCACGAACAUUUCCUCGAUUUACGAACUCGCAAUUUUCGCUUUUUACGAAAUUUUAAUUGUGCGCCAUAAACAUAGACUUUUUGCGUCCGUGUAUCUGCGCCUUACUCAGCCCGCGUGGCCGCGUAUCUUCUGCCCGGUCUGUAUCACGGUUGUUCGCGUGCACACCAUAAGGGGUCGGGAUCUAUUGAUUCACUUCAAGUUCCCUUCAAUGUGAGCAGUAGGUGUAAAUCAACAUCGCCGGCUAUUAUCUCCAGCAAAGGAAAUCGUAGGCAAGCUCUGAGCGUGGGUCACGUAGCUGGAACAUCGCGAAGAGGCAGGAGAGAGGAAUAACUUGAUGCACGCUGUCCUCUCGGCUGAGCUGCAUCAAGUGAUGAAACUUCGCCCCCAUCACAACUCUUCGUUCUUGUUUCAGGCCUCGUACGCCAGUAACUCCCGAAAACCCCGCCACCAAAACCCCAACCAUCACCCAUCGUCUACGCCACAAACUCCCAUCGCCCCGCCAAGAAUCCUAGCCAGCACCAGGAGGUCGCCAGUAACCUGACACUCGUCAUCCCCCCACUCAUCUCAACACGCUGAGCUGCCGGUAAUAAUCAUGAGGUUAGUUAAAUUAAAUGGCGGCUUGCCAUUCUUUUCCACCUCCAUGUGUCCGCUGCGCUGUCCGAGCUCUCGCCGAGCUUCAAAUUUCUGACAUUGACGACAUUCUAAUCUCUCUCGGUACAAUGGCCACCCCCACAGCUCCAUACUACCUCUCCCACAUUGGCAUUAGCUGCCCCUCCCAUCUCUAAACGUUUGUUGACGAGUUCCCACGGACGCACUUGGAGACGGAGGUAAGUUAUGGGCUUUUGCCAAGGGUUUAUUCAAAGUUAACAAUAACACACAAGGGUAGACAACUCCCAGGGGCUAGGAGUCCUACACAGAGUCCUGGUCCCUGCCGGCUAGCUCCGGUCUCUCGUGUCGGAUCGGGAACUCUGCCGACUUCACCGACCGGAGAGAGAAGCACCUCUACGGCUGCCACUGGCUUCUCCCCAGACUCACUACUCCAUCCCUCUACCCCUGGUCCCUCAUCACCCUUCGUACUCUAUCCGUUCCCACGGUGACCCCGCUUUCGUCACGGGGUCUCCCUUAAGUACUCUCGGAGACGUGACGUCAUCGCACUAAACGGCACACAUGACGUCACGUCCCCAUUUUACUUCUCUACACCUUUAAACAGCCUGCCUCCGCAGAUUUCCCUUUUUUUCACCUGAAGAUGAUUGCUUGUGUUGCGAUCGAAACGUCGUGAUAUUGUUAUUAUUUUUUCUAUCUACGUGGCUUCACCGAAAGACCCAAAUAAUAUUAAUUAUUACAGUCAUGGACUGUUAAUAACGAUGACGUUUUCAUGAUUGUAAAAGGAGAAUAUAAUUUACAUAUUAUCUUGCGCUAUGAGAACGCAUCCUUCAUUUCACCUUUAAAAAAACGGGAUUUUUUUUUGUAAAUGAAUUUUCGAACGCAUCCUAUUCGUGAACCGAGGAAUGCUGUUCAUGGGCAUCGAUGGCUUGAAAACCUGUACACCAUCCAUAUACAGCACGUGGAAAAUCCCGAAAGCAUACAGGCCAAAGUCAUCGUCAUUCUGAAGGACAGAAAGCCGCAAGAUUCCAGCUACAGGGCCACGACUCCUCGUGUCCCUCACCUCCCAGCUGACGGACCGUGCCGUGCCUGCCACACUCGCCCCCCCCCCCUCCCCAUUAUGGACCCCCAACUGCCUCCCGCACGAGCCGGAUUCCGAACCGGCCGUAGUAGCUGCUGCUGAUGCAAACAAAUCGGUGCCUUCACCACCCUCAUCGAAGCUGUUGGUGUCCAGCGUCUUCUUUUUCUUCACCUGUAAAUGUCAUUGUGUGUGUGUGCGGCCCAAACUUGCGAAGGAUUUGGCUCGCAAAUUAUAGACUGUCUGUACUUCCUCAACCGCCUUACUACAGUACAAUUAAAAACAACAGUAAUAAAGACUACAGAACAAUUACUUACAUCUUUUUAUACCAUUGACCAUUUACUUAUGACUCGUAGCAUUCAAUACAAUACAAAGGCAUAUCAUACAAGUUAAGUAUGACCUUCACCUUUGAUUACAGUGUGCUGAUCCUCAAAGGUGCAUUAACAAUUGUUUGCAUUUUUUCUCUUCAUUGGUUUUUUCCCUAACAUUAUGUACAUAUAAAACUAAUCUUAACAAACUGAGUUGGUAAAUAGAAAAGUUCAAAUGUUUGCAUGUAAAUCCAUGUGUGUGUACGUCGAUGUGUGUGUCAAUCGCUAUGUGUGUGUGUCAGUCGAUGUGUGUGUUUGAGUCGAUGUGUGUGUUUGAGUCCAUAUGUGUGUGUGUCUUUUCGCCCGGGCAACGCCGGGUACUUCCCGCUAGUAUGUUAUAUAGAUUUAUAUAGCGCCUUAUGCGAAGGCGCUUUGCAACGAUGAUAAAAUUGUACGUAAGAUGUUAGUGGUUGAGAUAAAUAGCGGGGUUAUUAAAAGUUGUGAAGUUAUGGUGAUGGGAGAACAGACGGGAGUGGUUAAGGAGGGGUUAGGGUAGUGAUGGGUGUAGUGAUAGAGGUUG
This is a messenger RNA of Lethenteron reissneri (Far Eastern brook lamprey), 8744 nucleotides long. RefSeq names its product ring finger protein 216 (gene RNF216). NCBI's taxonomy places the organism in Eukaryota, Metazoa, Chordata, Hyperoartia, Petromyzontiformes, Petromyzontidae. The record is from RefSeq and is a predicted model, not a curated record. Gene Ontology annotation, molecular function: zinc ion binding.